GGCGCACGAGUUCAAUUAGCUAGCGCACAGCCAACAACUGUCUGAUAUCCAACGUUUUUCGAUUUUGAAAUUUGAAUAUUAUUCUAUAUAUUAUAAGAAAACUUAAAAAAAAAUUCGUCCAGUUUAGCAUAUUCACUUUUCAUUAUUAUUUAAUAUCUUGAUAUUUAACAGUUGUGCAACAGUCAAACGAUGAAAACGGUUUCCGAAAAUAAUAGAAAUAUUCCGGACAAGAUGUCCAACAAAAAAGGAGGUCCCAGAAAGUUCUUGCAAACAUUGCAGCCGUCUGGCGGCGACAAAGAAAAUUUGGUUGGGACCGGCAGAUUUCAUGAACACAAUUCUGAUCCUAAAAUAUCGAAGCCACAAUUUAAGACUGAAGUAGAUGUAAAAUCUAAUGAAAAAAAGCAUUUAUUUUCAAAAAUAAAUCCAUCUCAAUACAAGAAGUUAAUUAUAGAAGAUCUCACUAGCACUGAUGGUCCUAGUGAAAAAUACUGGGAGGUUAUUGCAGAACGUCGUAGAAAGGCUUUGGAAGAAGUUCUUGAACAAAAUCGUAAAUUACACACCAUAGUCAUGGCAUUGGAAGAAGAAAAUACAUCUUGUAAAAAAUUACUCGAAAAAACGACUGAUCUCGUUAACACACUAAAGGAAGUACUAAACGAAGAAGAUGAUAAAUCAACUGAAGAUUAUGUCGAUAAUUACAUUUCGUCAAUCAACUCCAAUCAAAUAAACAGCAACAAUGAUUUUUCUGGCAGUGAAUCUGAAUAAAUUCUUUUUACAUUUUAAUUUAACAAAUAAUUAAUUUUUUUUCAAAUUAUUCAACUGAUUUUUUUUUUUGUUCCUACUAAGUAUUAAUUUAUUUUGAAUUAAACUUAAUCAUAUCAAUAUUU
This is a messenger RNA of Metopolophium dirhodum (rose-grain aphid), 884 nucleotides long. Its product is annotated as geminin-like. The transcript is spliced from 5 exons. The record is from RefSeq and is a predicted model, not a curated record. Gene Ontology annotation, biological process: negative regulation of DNA replication; negative regulation of cell cycle. Gene Ontology annotation, cellular component: nucleus. NCBI's taxonomy places the organism in Eukaryota, Metazoa, Arthropoda, Insecta, Hemiptera, Aphididae. The coding region runs from base 190 to 762 and encodes 190 amino acids.